Molecule: messenger RNA, 4764 nt
Organism: Alternaria postmessia
Lineage: Eukaryota; Fungi; Ascomycota; Dothideomycetes; Pleosporales; Pleosporaceae
Exons: 6
Coding region: 1-4764 (1587 amino acids)
Biological process (GO): negative regulation of transcription by RNA polymerase II
Cellular component (GO): chromatin; Sin3-type complex
Molecular function (GO): transcription corepressor activity
Source: RefSeq, a predicted model, not a curated record
AUGGACACGAUGGGCGAAGAUGCUUCUGAGCUCCUCUUCGCACCACUAUUUGAUUGCAUUCAAGCUGACUUUGCGAGUGAUGACAGGCCAAACAACGCGACUCCACAGGGUCCUCCACAUGCGUCACCCUCACAGGGUCCGGGACCAGUACUCCCACCACCAUCUGGUGGCGGGUAUUACUCGUCAAACGCCGCGACGGCCCACAACCAGAAUCUCCCCACACUUCCAGGGCUGACGGCGCAACCUCAGCACUCAUCACCUCACAUGUCCGCCCAACGACCGCCAUCUUCAGACGCGGGAGCGCAGGCUCAACAAGGCCCCCAAGCCCCUCCAUACUCGUUACCGGGCAUAUCGCAAACUCUCCAGCAGCAGCAACAACACUUGCCGACUUCGGAGCAGGCCAGCGCUGACAGAGAGCGCGAGAUGCGCGAACGCGAGACCAGAGACAGAGAGAUGGAUUCGCACGCACUGCACCAGCAAGAAGAGAUUGUCAAGCGCGAGACGGAACAGCGGGAUCGAGAGAUCCAUGAGCGACAGCAGCGCGAGCACGCUGCGCAUCAAAACCACUCAGCGCCAAUCCAAAUACACCAGCCUGUGGCAGUGGCACCUUCGACGCGAACGAUACACGGUCCGAACGGUCUGUUGGGUCAAUCGGGACCAAUGAAUGGACCCCUCGCGCCACCCAUGGGUGGUCCCAAUCCGAGUGGCCCUAUGUAUGGGAAUGCGCCCGCGCAACAUGAGCAGACUACACCACGCAUGCAGCACGCGGUGCAGGCACCUAUCCAGGCUCAGAUGUUGAUGCCUUUCGCCGGCCCUCCUGGAUCUAUGGCCAUGGGCCAGGGACAGCAGCCGAUCCUCAACGAUGCCUUGAGCUAUCUGGACCAGGUCAAGGUUCAGUUCGCGGACCACCCCGAUGUAUACAACCGAUUCCUUGAUAUCAUGAAAGACUUCAAGAGUGGUGCGAUCGACACUCCGGGGGUCAUUGAGAGGGUAUCAACUCUUUUCGCGGGCAAUCCGGCCUUGAUCCAAGGCUUCAACACGUUUCUGCCACCCGGCUACAAGAUUGAGUGUGGCACUAACGGCGACCCAAAUGCCAUUAGAGUGACGACGCCAAUGGGUACCAUGGUAUCGACUAUGCCUGCUCCAAGGCCGCUUUCGCCGCCACGCAGCAGCGCCGUCAACGGUAGCAACGGUCCCCAACACGAAGGUACUUACUACGAGACUGCUCAGGGACGCCCUUGGCCCCAGCAACAGAGAGCUCAGGGACCUGAAGGACAGGAAUCGAUGUUUUCACCAAACAACCGCACUCUCGGACAGCCUCUGUAUGGGCCACAACAGGGGCAGCAGGGCCCAGCACCGCAUUCGCCAGAGGUUACCUCACGUCCUCAUCCUGACCCUGCUGGAUCAGCCGCUGCGCUGGCCCACCAGCAAGAGCAGAGAGGAGUUUCUCAAUUACAGAACGCAGUAUCAGCUGCGACUGGUCGCUCAAUGAUGUCACCGAGUGUUGAUCCAAGUACCUCAUUGCAAGGACAAGCCAUGAAUGGUGCUGCUCAGCUCCCACAGAUGGGUGGGGCGGCAGCUGAGAAGAGAGGGCCUGUUGAGUUCAACCAUGCAAUCAGCUAUGUGAACAAAAUCAAGAAUCGAUUCGCAGCUCACCCUGACAUCUACAAAAACUUUUUGGAGAUACUACAGACCUACCAGCGAGAAUCGAAACCCAUCCAGGACGUGUACGCCCAAGUGACCCACCUGUUCGGCGGCGCGCCCGAUCUGCUUGAGGACUUCAAGCAAUUCCUUCCGGAAUCGGCUGCUCAGCACAGGGCGCAACAGCAGGCUGCUAAGAAUGCUGCCGAAGACGCAGUCAUGCUCAGCAAUGUACGAGGCGAAUCAGGUUAUGGCGCGGCCGCGAACCAACAAACUCCUGGUCGUGCGGAUACAUCUCGCCUGCCACCGAUGGGUAACUUUGCGCCUACACCUACCGCGAACCGCGACAACAAGAGGAAGCGCGACCGACAGGGACCUGUGGCUGCGCCCAUGCCCCCAUCCAUGCCACAGGAACUACCGACCUCGAACGUUCGCGGCGGUUACAACAACCAGGGAAGCGUCAACAAGCGCGCGAAAACCGGACAUGGCGCAAAGCAGGCAAUUCCCGAUGGUCCACCAGUGUCACCUACUCUGACACCUGCGCUGCCUGAGCCGAUGCCACCGACGACUACUACGUCACCCAACCAAGAUGAGCUUGCAUUCUUUGAUCGCGUCAAGAAAUUUAUCGGAAACAAGAACACGAUGAAUGAGUUCUUGAAGCUUUGCAAUCUUUACUCGCAAGAUCUGAUCGACAAGCAAUUGUUGAUUUACCGCGCGGCAUCAUUCAUCGGAGGAAACCAGGAAUUGUAUGCCUGGUUCAAGAAGUUCAUGGGCGAAGAUGAAGAGCAACAGAAGACCCGUCCAAAGACUGUAAACUCUCGUGUCUCGCUAUCGAACUGUCGCAGCCUCGGUCCCAGCUAUCGUCUGCUCCCUAGGCGCGAGCGCGAGCGUGUAUGUAGCGGGCGCGACGAACUGUGCCGAUCGGUCCUAAACGACGAGUGGGCGUCCCAUCCGACAUGGGCUUCCGAAGAUUCUGGUUUCGUCGCCCAUCGCAAGAACACGUUUGAAGAGGGCUUGCACCGAAUCGAAGAGGAGCGCCAUGACUACGACUUCAAUAUCGAGGCAUGCAGCCGCACGAUUCAACAGCUUGAACCAAUCGCCAAUCAGCUUCUUACGAUGAAGCCGGAGGAUAGGAAUGGAUUCACGCUACCGCCUGGACUUGGUGGACAGAGCGAAACAAUCUACAAGCGGGUUAUCAUGAAGAUCUACGGCCGCGACAGAGGAAAGGACGUGAUUAAGGAGCUCUUCGCUAUGCCCUGGAGCGUUGUUCCUGUACUUCUUCACAGGCUGAAGACUAAGCUUGAGGAUUGGAAGGCCGCUCAGCGCGAGUGGGAGAAGGUCUGGCGCGAUCAGACGCAGAAGAUUUUCUGGAAAUCCCUGGACCAUCAGAGCAUUACAGUCAAGCAGGCCGACAAGCGACAGUUCCAGCCCAAGUCACUCACAAACGAGAUCCAAGUCCGGUACGAAGAACAGAAGCGACUUCAGCAGAUUCAAGAGAUAUCACAGCCGGACUACCAAUUUGCCUUCUCUUUCAGAGACGAAGAGGUACUCUUCGACGUAGCUCGAUUGAUGCUCACUUUCGCCGACAACAACAACAGUGCCGACUUUGCAAAGGUUGUGCCGUUUAUCAAAGAGUUCGUUCCUCUAUUCUUUGGCAUAGAUACCGCCAAAUUCGAGCAACGGGUACAGACGUCAGGACGCGAUACACCAAACGAUUCUGGCGAGGACACACCUUCUCCCGACGACGAUCUCUCUCAGCGCUCGCAGAAAGGAAAGAAAGGCGACCUCCGCCGCACCAUUCUCGACCCUAACAACAAGCCACGCAAGGACAAGGAAGACAGCGUUGCGUCGGCGAGUCGGGACAGUACUCCAGACACAUCCGGCAUGGACGAUGAGGCUGCUGGCGACAGCUCGAACUCCAACCCUCGUGCAGAUCAACCAAAACGUGAAUGGAUAGAAUAUGUUACUACCCCCACGGCUUUUGGCGAUAAGGAGUUCGAACACGAAGAACCCUACCAACGCGUAGAGUUCAACAUGUACUCGAAUGCUUCCAUUUACUGCUUCUUCCGCAUGUUCGUCAUGCUCUACGAAAGGCUGUUGAAGCUCAAAGAGAGUGAAGAGGAGGUCCGAAAAGUCAUCAAUCGGGCCAAAGAGCCCAAAGCAGCGCAGAAGUUGAAGAUGCUUGACAAGCAGCCUGAAGACUUCUUCAAGGACACAUCAUCAUCAGCGAACUACUAUCAACAGCUGCUCGACAUGUUCACAGAACAGAUAUCUGGCGAAGUGGACAUGAACUUCAUCGAGGAGACCCUACGCAGGUAUUAUCUUCAGAUUGGAUGGCAGCUAUACUCGUUCGACAGGCUGCUCAGCUCGCUUGUCCGGUUCGCGCUCGCUGUAGUGAGUCACGAUAACAAGGAUAAGAGCCUUGAUAUCUACAACCUCUUCAGGAAGGAUCGCGUCAACGAUACUACAACUCACAAGAACGAGAUUAGCUAUAGAAAGGCUGUCGAGAAGUUUGCCAAGGAUGCUGACACCUACCGUAUCACAUAUAACCCCACCAAGAUGGAAGCACACGUACGCCUCUUCAAGAAGGAUGACCCAACCUUUGAGUUCAACACGCUUGACCGAGUGAAGCGCUGGCGAGCAUACGUCGCCUCCUACAUGGCUGUGGAACCCACUGAGGAAGUCGACCUGUCUCGCGUACACUACCCUUACCUUAAGAAGCGCCUGGCCAGAACCGAGGACCUCUCAGAGGAAGAACGAUUUGAUCACGUCAAGCACAGCGACAAGAUCACUGUCUCCAUCAGCCCCUCUGCUUACAUCAUGACCUUCAUCAACAGCGAACCCUUCGGCACUGGUGGCGUUCAGUACUUUGUGCAGCCAGACGCCGUACGCGCGGGCCUGAGUGAGGCUGUACCGAAGCCGACUGAAGAGUACAAGAAGCUCAACGAUGAACGCAGGGAGAGGGUCCAGGAGAUUCUUGUCAGGAAUAACAGCUGGAUGAAGGAUCUAAGCCGCGACGAUGUAGAUGCUAAGAAGGCCGCUUUCAAGAAGGACCUCGAGGAGCCUAGGAAGGUGGCUGAUAAUGAGGAUGUGGACAUGGAUGGCGCAGACGGUUUCGAUUAA